AUCAACUUCCCCUCUCUCCUCUCUCACACCAACCAGCUUCGAUUGCUUCACGGGGCUGCAAUGUGGUUGUUCAUCUCCAGUCAAGGUAGCUCCGUGACUGCCCGACCGACUUCUCCUGCAACAACUGACCAUCGGUCCACGUACCUUGCUGCUUGCACCCACCACUCCUAAGUGCCGAGCCGGACUCCGGGUGCCGUCGGAUUCCCUGUGAUCGAAUACAAACAGCUUCGCCAUACCUCAGUCAACACAACAGGGAAUAUAUAAUCCACAGCCAGCGGACAAGUCCUGGCGACUGCUGUACCUGUUUGCCAACUCGUGCCGUACCCACGCCGAUGCUCGCCGGACUUCUAGCAAUCCCACCACCACCAAUCGACUGAAACGAACAAUACACCACCUUCCAUUACCUUCCGCGUCUCUCCCUUUCUUCUACAACAACCCAUAUUCCUACCCGUAUCAAUCUCCAAGCCUUGACAUACACUACCAUGGCAUGGUACUCACUUCUUCCGUCCGACUUUCUCUAUAUUGAGAAUUGGCUUGUGCGAGUCUUUAUAUUCCUCGGCUUUGUCACUAUACUCCCUUGGGCUACAUUACUGGUCUUCGACAUCUGUCUGUACAUUUGGCGGAUGGUGAAAUAUGAAUUCCCCCUCAUCGGCGGACGAGCGCGGGGUAAGCAGCGACCUCGAGCCCCGAGCUUGAACGAGAGGCCGGAUGGGCAGCCUAGGGUCCUGGGGCUGGGGACGGGGGCCCUAGUCAAUGACAUCGGAGAUGGGGGGAUUGCAAGCGUGGAGAAAUUACGAAGCAGAGGGGGGAGGCAUGAGGGAGACGAGGACACCUGAGCGCAUUUGGCGUCUCCCCGCUUCUGUGUUGAGAGAGCUCUGCUCGCCUCCCGGUGAGGCUAUUUUCCUUUAGUCUUGUCGAAUUUUGGAUUGAUGCUGCCUUGGAUGAAUACUCUUACUGCCGAUUGGCUACCGCGUGGAAGGGAAGGUGGAUGGAUGCAGUGCCUGUGCUCAGGUGGUAGUUGGAGGGAGGUCUACAUGUAUGGACAAAGGGACUGGCGACAUGUUUGAAAUUCGUCUGUGUAUAUUGAUACCCUGUAUGUACUCUGAUUUCUGCGUUGAAGAUUUGUCCUCAUCUAAAUUAUCAGGUUCCAAUUUAUAUCGUGACUAAGGUAC
Molecule: messenger RNA, 1172 nt
Organism: Aspergillus brunneoviolaceus CBS 621.78
Lineage: Eukaryota; Fungi; Ascomycota; Eurotiomycetes; Eurotiales; Aspergillaceae
Exons: 2
Coding region: 483-836 (117 amino acids)
Source: RefSeq, a predicted model, not a curated record